AUGCGUUGUAGUGGCGGGAAAAAGUCAAAACAAAGGAACACUUGGGCACAAAGAGUUAAUGCAGCGGGAGAGAAGGAACUUCCAAUAGUUAUAGGUCGGUCUGAGAACCCGCGCUGUUUUAAGAAUCUACCGAACAAGCAGUAUCCCUAUACAUGCAGGUAUUUUGCAAACGACAAAGCAUGGAUAAGAACUGAAAUUAUGCAGGAAGUUCUGGCCAAGUUGAAUCGGCGACUGAAGAGGGAAAAUCGAAAUAUCAUGCUGUUUAUGGACAAUGCCCCAUGUCACCCGCCCUCAUUGAAAAAUACCUAUUCCAAUAUCAAGAUAAUCUUUUUUCCGAAGAAUACGACCUCGAAGACCCAGCCUUUAGAUUCCGGCAUUAUUGCAAAUUGGAAGAUCCAUUACAAAAAGCGAAUGCUUCGAUUUAUCUGUAGCAAAGUUUCAGCUACAAUAACUGCGACGGACAUUGUGAAGUCAAUCGACGUGCUCAUGUCAAUAGAGUGGGGUAAGCAGGCGUGGGUUGAAGUACAGGAAAGCUAUAUCAUUAAGUGCUUUAAGAGCACUGGUCUUUACCCUGAUACUGAACCUGUAGACGACGACCCGUUUGAGGGAGAAAACCUUGUACAGCAUGAACAAAUCGACACCAUGUUAGCAACGCUAAGUGCUCCCUGCACCGCACAGGAAUUUUUAGAUAUUGAUGCUAACGAGCCAACUUGUCAGCUAGCUUUAGAUCCAACCCGUGCAGACUGGAGAGACCAGGCCAGGGAGAUCUAUUUGAUCAGGACGAUAUGA
Nematostella vectensis (starlet sea anemone) is the source of this 789-nucleotide messenger RNA. Its product is annotated as tigger transposable element-derived protein 6. Lineage: Eukaryota; Metazoa; Cnidaria; Anthozoa; Actiniaria; Edwardsiidae. The record is from RefSeq and is a predicted model, not a curated record. Bases 1 to 789 code for a protein of 262 amino acids. The transcript has a single exon. Gene Ontology annotation, molecular function: DNA binding. Gene Ontology annotation, cellular component: nucleus.